Messenger RNA from Theobroma cacao (cacao), 2063 nucleotides. Its product is annotated as 1-aminocyclopropane-1-carboxylate oxidase homolog 1-like. Lineage: Eukaryota; Viridiplantae; Streptophyta; Magnoliopsida; Malvales; Malvaceae. The record is from RefSeq and is a predicted model, not a curated record.
UACCACCACAUGUCACCCUCUUGCUCCGCGCCUGCCUGCAUCUACUAAAUGGACACAAUUUGGGAUCAUUUUACUCCUCAAUUUGUCAAGAUGGCUCUGUUUCUGAAAGUGAUUGGCAUCAUUGAGCAAAGUCGGGUAAAUGAUAAUUUAAGUCUAAGGUGACUCUUGCUCCAUACGGAAAAAGACUAGUUUGAAAUUUGAGUAUCCUAUUCAUAGAAGUAAGUAAUGUUGAAAUAUGUGUAACGUAUAGUGUUCUAUGGGGAAGAAAGAGAAAAACAAGGGUUCUAUAAGGAAAGAGGAUAGCACGAAAACGAGAGUUCUAUGAGGAAACUCAUAGCUAAGUCUAUCGUCAGUUCAAUCUGUACAAGAAACUGUGAUAUUAUUACUCUUAUGAUUAGGAAAUAAACAGCUGGGAGUGUAGCUAUUAAGGCUCGAGUAUCCAGGCAUAUUCUCUCGCCUAAUCCUUGACAGCAGCUUAUGGCAGUAGUUUAUUCCGUAGUAAAAUUUAGAUUGCUUUCCAACCAUAGAUACAAGUCAAAGGACUCAAAGCCAAUUACCGUAUCUUCAUAGAAAAGAACACCAAUUACCGUAUCCUUUAUCAGAAAAACCGGUCACUGAUGUACAUGACGGCUUCACAAUUUGCACAUACAAUUUCUUUCUGGUCCCUUUCAAUCUUUUGUCGUCAUCCGAAAUAUCUUCUUUCCCUUCUAUUUAUUCCAAAUGCCUUGAUUGUCAAUAUUAAAUUUGUAUUGAGCAAAGAGGCUGCCUCCCAAAACAAGAAAAAUGGUGAUAGCCAAUACAGGUGAAGUUCAGACUACAUCAAAACCUGAAUAUGACAGAGCAAGUGAAGUUAAAGCUUUUGAUGACACAAAAGCGGGCGUCAAAGGACUCGUGGAUGCUGGAGCGACUGAGGUUCCUCGCAUGUUUUAUCAACCACCAGAUAAGUUUGAGAAAUCCUCUGUUCCAGGUGACGCCCAGGUUCGUAUUCCUGUUAUAAACCUUGAUAGAGUGAAGGAGGAUCCAAUUACUCGCAAGGAGAUUGUUGAAGAAGUCCGUGAUGCGUCAAAGAAAUGGGGUUUUUUUCAAAUUAUUAACCAUGGGAUUCCAGUGGGUGUUCUAGAGGACAUGAAGCAUAGUGUUCGUAGGUUUUUCGAGCAAGAUGUCGAGGUCAAGAAACAGUUCUACACUCGUGAUAAUAUGAAAACGGUGGUCUACAAUUGCAAUUUUGAUCUGCAUACUGCCCCGGCAGCUAACUGGAGAGAUUCUGUUUUUUGCACUAUGGCUCCUGAUCCUCCUAAGCUGGAAGAGCUGCCAGAAUCAUUCAGGGAUAUAAUGGUGGAGUACUCAAACCGGUUAAUGAGUUUGGGAUAUUUACUCUUUGAGUUAAUAUCAGAAGCUCUUGGGCUGAAUCCUGACCACCUGGUGAAGAUAGAUUGUGCUAAAGGUCUUGGUGUGCUGUGCCAUUACUAUCCGGCGUGUCCGCAGCCAGAAUUGACUCUGGGAGCUAGCAAGCAUGCUGACAGUGACUUCCUCACCGUGCUUCUACAAGACCAUGUUGGCGGCCUCCAAGUUCUUCUUGGAAAUCAGUGGAUUGAUGUACCUCCAACCCCUGGGGCUUUAGUAGUUAACAUUGGAGAUCUUUUACAGCUUAUAUCAAAUGACUGUCUUUUAAGCGUGGAGCACAGGGUACUAGCAAAUUCAGUAGGACCUAGAGUAUCGGUGGCAGGCUUUUUUGUCACAGGUUUUCGGCCAAACCCAAGACUAUAUGGACCUAUUAAGGAGUUGUUAACAGAAGACAAUCCUCCGAAAUACAGGGAAACUACUGUGAUAGACUAUCUUAAACACUUCAACGGAAAAGGCCUCGAUGGAACUUCUGCCCUGCUGCAUUUCAGACUAUGAACUAAUCCGUGGAGACAAAAAGAAGCAUUUGCAUCCUAGAUAGUUUCUGAACUACUUACUUUGGCACUUAUUUGUAAUAUUUUCUAUCAUGAUAACUAGAAUUAGAAAAGGAAGUGAUGGUUAUUUAUCCAAUUUAUAGACCCAAGUAAUGUUUGAUUGUUGUG